UAUUCAAUAUUUUUAUAACACGAUGUGCACAGAGUCGGGUGCUUGGAUGCAAACCACUUCGACCUGACCCUGGUUAAUGUGGCAGGCGGCCUGGCCACUCAUAUUGGUGAAGCCAAUAAACGAGUUUCAACAGAAUGCUUAUCAUAGAGCGAACGAGUGCUACGCGGCGUAUACGUAACACAAAGUUCUAUUUGAAGUCGAGUCGCGGCACGCCAGUGUCUGGCCUCAGUUCAGGCACAGGUGUCAAUGCACACGGUACGGAAAGUCGCCAUCUCGAUAUAUAAACCUACGUGUGAAUUAAAAUACAUAUAUAUAUAUCUAUAUAUGUGUGCGACAUUUAAUUAGCAUACGCGUUUCACUUCAGUUCUGUUUCGGUUCGACGCACACUCACAUACUCUUUCUGUCUCUGCUUGGCCUGUCUCCGAAUUGAACAGAAAACAAAAAGAAACAAUACAAUACAAUUAUAACAAAUACAAGUUAUUGAAACUCUCACAAAAACAUAAUGCUGGAUCCCAUAUCGGAUACACCGCUGGUGCUGGCCUACGUAUUUAUGUCGCUGCUGGUGCUGAUUGUCUGCUUUAUACUAUUCAAUGUGGUCCACAAGCUCUAUCGCGGCAUGGGCGCUGAUGUUGGUGUGGGCGUGUCGAGCAGCUCGCUGAAGACAGCUAUGCUGGAAGUGGAUGUGAUGAAAACCGGUUAGCUGGAACAACAACAACAACAACAACGACAACAACAACGCUGCUUGGCGAGAAUCUCAACAGCAACAGCGAAAGCGACAAAAACAAAAACGCUGUGGCUUGUGGUUCAGAGCAGCUGCAACAUUGUACAUAAAGCCACUGUUUAUAAAAAUAAUAGCAUUUUAGCCUAGCCGUAAACUAGUACUUAUACACGUAUAUAUAUAUAAUUAAGUUUUACACGUUAGGUUACUAUAAA
This is a messenger RNA of Drosophila virilis, 933 nucleotides long. RefSeq lists its product as uncharacterized. The record is from RefSeq and is a predicted model, not a curated record. NCBI's taxonomy places the organism in Eukaryota, Metazoa, Arthropoda, Insecta, Diptera, Drosophilidae.